AGAAGAGGGAAAGAACAGUUGGAGAAGGAAGAAAGCAGGAAAGGAAGGGAGACUGGGAAGGGGAAGGUCAGCUGGAGAAGAAACUCUUUGCCCUUUUCCAUGAGUAAGGGGGAGCUGAGCAGAGCGCAUCAAGACGGCAUCACGAAGCUAUCUCAGAUCUGUGGAGAAAAUGCCCUUUGGAGCAGAAGAAUCUUCAGUUCUCCUGUGUUAGGAUGUUUUCUUGCCCUUUCUUUCCUCCUAGGCUUGGACGCCAUGACAACGGUCAGCUGACCCAGCAAACACAACCCUCUGCAGAUUGCACUGGCGCUGGUGGAAGGGAGCUGCUGUUUUUGCUGUUGGAAAUGCGGAGAGCCCCCCGGCCGGCUCUUCCCUGUGUCAGUGAGUGCCUGCAGCGCACCUGGGAGAAAGCCUACCAGGAUCACAGGAGAAAGGUCCAGGAUGCCCAGCCCCUCGUGGAUGCCCGCGCCCCCUGGAGCCUUGGCCACCUCCGCCUGAAACUCAAGAAGCUGAAGCUGGAGGAGGAGCGGCUUGCCAUCAUCGACAGGGACAACCGCCUGCUGCUGGAGAAGUUGUCUUGCGUCAUGAGGACCGGGGGACAGACCGAGAGCGGAAACAACCACACGCACAAGAGGUACCGGGGCCCCCGCAUCCUACAGUCAGCACCAACCUGGGCAGAGCCCAGAGCGCGCCACUCCAGGGCCCACACAGAGGAGCUGCCCCAGAGCUGGAACGUUUUCUUGCCGCCCACCCUGCAGGGAGCCCUGUGCCUUUUCCUCUGCCCUGCCUUAAUCAAAGUAUUUUCUGGGGCUCAGGCUAAUUCUGUGCCCACAACAGAACAAGGACACCAACGGCAGCUCUCAGUGUCCCUCUGCGCUGUCCCAAGCCUGCUGCACCAUCUUCCUGCCUAACCCUCAUAAGCAUCCCAUGAGGAAGGGGCCACGGGGAAACGGAGGCAGCAGGCAGCGAGGAACAUUGCCAAGAUGGCCCCCAGGAGGUCGUAGGAAGCAGAUUCCUGCCCCAGGGCCUGUGCUCAGGCUGGGCUCCUGCACUUCCAUGUGCAGAAACGGCCCGAUGUCCGUCUGGAAAAUGCAUGGAAGGUCAUGUGACUUUGUGUCCCGCGUGGCAUGGUGACCGCUCCUGUUUGUUAGAGGGGAGCCUGGUGCUGGUGCUACUCUCGACCAACAACAUUGUCUUUACCCAAAGCGGGGCUCUCUGUGGAGGUGCAGGACAGCAGGCCUCCACAGUCUUUAAAAUCUGCCUACAAAUAUUUAGAGACACUUAUGAACCCCAAGAGCCCCUCUUCUCUAAAGCAAACAGCCCCUGUCCCCUGCACCCUACAAAUCCCCAGAGUUGGCCCCCUGGUUUUGUCACUGUCCUUUCCGUCCCGCAGUGCCUGUGAGGGAUGAUUUCAGGUGGGCGGGUUUUCAGAACUGUUCAUACUUCAGCCCGCGCCUGUCUCCGAGGAGCUCACAGUGGU
This is a messenger RNA of Lutra lutra (Eurasian river otter), 1477 nucleotides long. RefSeq names its product CFAP97 domain containing 2 (gene CFAP97D2). Lineage: Eukaryota; Metazoa; Chordata; Mammalia; Carnivora; Mustelidae. The record is from RefSeq and is a predicted model, not a curated record. The transcript is spliced from 3 exons. The coding region runs from base 213 to 908 and encodes 231 amino acids.